CACACACCGGACAAUUGUAUUGUCAGUACCAUCCAGUAAGAGGCAAUUCCCCCAAAUCUCGGGGCAAUAUCCAGCUGAACAAGCUGAAAAUAAGCGAGUAUCCGGAGAAUAGAGUGCGAGGCGUGUGAAGGUAGGAUGAAGGUGUGGCAUCGAACUUGAUCAGAUGGCCCUGCCGGCCCUCACCUCGGCUGCCCGGCGCCCGGGAGGUGGGGACGACAAGCCGGAACAAAGUUGGGGAACAAGCCUGGGGAACAUGGCGAUGCGGGGAAAUCCUCCAACCGACAUCGUCUUGGGGCAUUGGCACGCGCGAGAGGUGCUGGCGUGCCCGAGUAAUCUCCCGGCAGAAUUCACGGGGGCUCGUGGCGGUAUUUUUUCGUCCGUGGUAUAAUAGCCGGCGCCAUUACUUGACGAAAAUGCCCAAGUCUAAGGCUAGGCCAGCGCUCCGGCCAUCACCUCACCCUUCAUCUCGGCAGCCAGCAACAGCAGCAGCUGCCCCCCAAAGAUGAAGCCCAACUUCGCUAGCUGGGCCCUGCUCGGAGCCCAGGUCGCCGCCGCCGCGGCAGCCUCUUCGCUCCUCUCCUUCGGCGACGGGGACAGCCCCUACCGGCUCGCCGCCCAGGGCGUCGCGCCCGUCAUCAAGGUGUCCGGGGACGACUGGCCGGCGGUGCUGCGGACGGCGCGCGACCUCGCCGCCGACUUUGGGCGCGUCGUCGGCGCCAACGGCACCGUCAGCGUGGUCACCAGCGGCACGGCCACCAUCAGCCGGCCGUGCCGCGACCGCCCCGUCAUCGUGGCCGGCACCAUCGGCCGCUCCAGCUUGAUCGACGCGCUGAUCGGGGCCGGCAAGCUCGACGUGGCCAAGACAAAGGGCACGUGGGAGUCUUACACGUCGCAGGUCGUGCGUGACGUCGCGCCCGGCGUGCCCUGGGCGCUAGUCGUCGCCGGCAGCGACAGGCGCGGCACCGUCUACGGCCUGUACGACAUCUCCGAGACCAUGGGGGUGAGCCCCUGGUAUUGGUGGGCCGACGUGCCCGUCAAGACGAAGACGGCCGUCUAUGUGAAGCCGGAGGGCAAGGUGCAAAAGGAGCCGAGCGUCAAGUACAGGGGCUUCUUCAUCAACGACGAGCAUCCCGCGCUUCUCGGCUGGGUCAAUGAAAACUUUGGAGGCGUUUGGGGCAGCGAGUUCUAUGCCCAUGUUUUCGAGCUUUGCCUGCGUCUCAAGGGAAACUACCUCUGGCCUGCCAUGUGGGGAAAGAUGUUCUACCUGAACGACACCAAGAGCGGCCCGCUUGCCGAGGAAUAUGGCGUCGUCAUGGGCACGAGCCACCACGAGCCCAUGGCGAGGUCUGAGAGGGAGCAGCAGCUGUACAACAACGGCGCCUGGGACUGGUCCCGAAACAAGGCAAACAUCACAAAGUUCUUCAGGGAGGGGGUUGAGCGGUCCCGCGACUGGGAGACGUACUACACCAUGGGCAUGCGCGGCUCCGGGGACGAGGCCAGUCCUACAUUGACCGCCCCUGCGCUGGAGGAGAUCAUCGGAGUCCAGCAAAAGAUCCUUUCCGAGAUGUUCAAUACGACCGACAUGCUCAGCAUCCCCCAGACCUGGGUUCUUUACAAGGAGGUGAGCGAGUACUACAAGGCCGGACUCAAGGUCCCCGAAUCGGUCAUGCUUCUGUGGACCGACGACAACUCCGGAAACCUGAUCCGCGUGCCCAUCGCCAACGAGACUGGCCGUGUUGCCGGCGCGGGUGUCUACUACCACUUUGACUACGUGGGCGCGCCGAGAUCCUACAAGUGGAUAAACACCAUUCAACUGGUCAAAACAUGGGAGCAAAUGCACCUCGCGUACGCGAAGAACGCACGCCAUCUCUGGCUCGCCAACGUGGGCGACCUCAAGCCUCUGGAAAUCCCCCUGACCCAGUUCAUGGACAUGGCCUACGACAUGGACCGCCACACCGGGCCCGACGCCACCACGGCCUGGCUCAAGCGCUGGGCGACCAGCGAGUUCGGCGCGUCGGCCGCCGACGCCACGGCCGCCAUCCUCAACGAGUACGGCGUCCUGCUGGGGCGGCGCAAGUACGAGCUCCUCAGCGACGAGCCCUUCAGCACCACAAACUACGACGAGGCCGAGCGGAACCUAGCGCGGUGGGGGGCGCUGCUCGAGCUCACGCAAAGGACGUACGACUCGCUCGACGCCGCGACCAAGAUCGCCUACUUCCAGCUCAUCCUCCACCCCGUCAUGGCCGGCAAGACCGUCGUGGACCUGUACACAAAGACGUGGCUCAACAAGGUCGCUGCCGGCCAGGGCCGCGUCAGCGCCAACACCCUCGCAGCCCAGGCGGCGGUGCUGUUCACCAGGGACGCCGAGAUCACCAACAUGUACCACUCGCACAACGGCGGGAAGUGGAAUCACUUUGUCGACCAGGUUCACAUUGGAUACACGAGCUGGAACGACCCCCCGGCAAACAUCAUGCCCAAGAUGAGCUACACGGGCCCGGCAAACGCUCCCGGUGCAGGCAGCCUCGGAGUCGCCUUCGAGGGGUCGACGACGGCGCUGCACGACGGUGCGAGCGCGCGCAUCCUCUCGGUCGACCCGAACCUCCCACCCGCCGACGUGAGGUGGCUCGAGAUCUUUGCCCGCAAGAACGGCACCUUCCCGUACACCAUCACCUCCAACGCGAGCUUCGUGGCCGUGACCAACGCCGAGGGCACCAUCACGGCGCCCGGCGACGGCUCCGACGUCCGCAGCGUCGUCAGCGUCGACUGGGACGCGGCGCCCGAGGGCGAGACCAGCGUCGCGCUCAGCGUGCGCGGCAGUGGCGCCGUGGUAGCCACGGCGAUCCUGCCCGUCGUCAAGACGUCGGUGCCCGCGGGCUUCAGCGGCUUCGUGGAGAGCAACGGCGUGGUGGCCAUGGAGGCGGCGCACUUCGCGUCGGCCGAGAGCAAAGGGGGUCUGUCGUACGUCGAGAUCCCGCACUACGGGCGCACGCUCUCGGGCGUCAAGACGAUGCCGGCCACGUCGGGGUCCCAGACGGCGGCGACGGGGCCCGCGCUCAAGUACUCCCUGUACGCCACCAGGGGGAGCGCCUCGGCGGCGCGGCUGGUCGUGUACCUGGGCGCGUCGCACAACCACGACCCGACGCGGCCGCUCCGGUUCGCCUACUCGUUCGACGACGCCGCCCCAGCUGAGGUCAAGCCCGUGCCCGACGUGCCCAUCUACCGCGAGGGCCCGGAGUGGCGGUCCGCCGUCGUGGGCGGCGGGUGGAUAAGCACCGUGACCAUCCCCGGCGGGCUUGGAAAGGGCGCCCAUGAGCUGUCGCUGUGGUUGCUGGAGCCGGGGGUGGUGGUGCAGAAGAUCGCAGUCGACUUUGGCGGACUGCGCCCGAGCUCGUUCGGACCCCAUGAAAGCAAAAACGUUUGAGGACAAGAAGGAGAGAACAGCUGAUGUUCUGACGGCAAGAAAUAUAGGACCUUGGGUACUGUAAUCGGGUGUCAGAUAUACCUGGACACUGAAUAAUGUGAGCCCGAGUUCGUGCUCGACUGCAGCGAUAUUGCAAUCCUACCAAUGUUCAUGAGGAUAGAAUGCGCCGCGCCUUACACAUCUGCCAUAAAAAGAG
Messenger RNA from Gaeumannomyces tritici R3-111a-1, 3617 nucleotides. RefSeq lists its product as hypothetical. NCBI's taxonomy places the organism in Eukaryota, Fungi, Ascomycota, Sordariomycetes, Magnaporthales, Magnaporthaceae. The transcript is spliced from 10 exons. Bases 503 to 3421 code for a protein of 972 amino acids. The record is from RefSeq and is a predicted model, not a curated record.